Molecule: messenger RNA, 6204 nt
Organism: Mobula hypostoma (lesser devil ray)
Lineage: Eukaryota; Metazoa; Chordata; Chondrichthyes; Myliobatiformes; Myliobatidae
Gene: rab43
Product: RAB43, member RAS oncogene family
Exons: 3
Coding region: 124-750 (208 amino acids)
Biological process (GO): vesicle-mediated transport
Cellular component (GO): Golgi apparatus
Molecular function (GO): GTPase activity; GTP binding
Source: RefSeq, a predicted model, not a curated record
UUUUGCAUCCACGUCAUGGGCACAGCUUGGCGCGGCUUUUUAUUAUCGUCGCCCUUUUAGUCGGCGUUACCAGCGCGGGGGGCCGUCAGCCCUUGGGCGGGGGUGGUUGGUAGCCCGUCAGCGAUGGCGGGGCCGGUGGAUCCGGACGAGUCGUUCGACUUUCUGUUCAAGGUGGUGCUGAUCGGAGACGCCGGCGUUGGCAAGACCUGCGUCGUACAGCGCUUCAAGUCGGGCAUCUUCGUGGAAAGGCAGGGCAACACGAUCGGGGUGGACUUCACAAUGAAAACCUUGGAGAUCCAGGGCAAGCGGGUGAAGUUGCAGAUAUGGGACACAGCUGGACAAGAACGAUUUAGAACAAUUACACAGAGUUAUUAUCGAAGUGCUAAUGGUGCAAUUAUCGCUUAUGACAUUAGCAAAAGAGGAACGUUUGCAUCUGUGCCUCAGUGGAUAGAGGACGUGAAGAAAUAUUCAGGCUCAAACAUUGUACAGUUAUUAAUAGGGAACAAGUCUGAUAUGGAAGAUUUACGAGAGGUUGAAUACCAAGAAGCCCAAACUCUUGCAGAUCACUAUGAUAUCGUCUCUGUAUUAGAAACUUCCGCCAAAGAUUCUAGCAAUGUGGAAGAGGCUUUUAUCAAAAUGGCUACGGAGUUGAUGCUGAGGCACGGUGGGCCAGUGUUCACUGAGAAAGCAACGGAAACCCUCAAAUUAAAUAGCAAGGACGUGAAUGAAGGAUGGGGCUGUAGCUGCUGAUGUUGCGGGCUAACUUCAUCGGGUUUUGCAUCUCAUUCUCAGAUCGAGAGAUAAAUCACGAAUGCGGUGUAACUCACUCAGAGCCAGUAACAGUUUAGUUAUGCGUUCUUGAAAACUCUUGUGACAUCUGCUCAUUCCUACAAUUUGAAGCUGAUAGUCCAGUUUUCACUGAUUAUAUGACAUAUAACUUGAAAUUCCAAUAGGACCAGUGGUCCUACUGCCUUAACUACUGAUACUGAAAUACUUACUUAGUCUACCAGCCCUUUUUCUAAUGAAUUUUAUAAUUCUGAACAGGUUAUUUUGUGGAGAAGACCUGAACAUUUUAAAUAUGAACUAAUACUUAGAGCUAAUACCUAGGAAAGCUCCUGAUUUAGUUGCUUGUAAGCAGUGGGUGGAAAAAGGCGGAGUGUACAUCAUGCUAUUGUUCUUUAGCAUAUCUGUUGUUGCCUUACAAUUAAAACUGCAUUCCAGCUAUUUUAUGUGCCAAUUUCAGUAUUGGGAAACCCAAGCAGUCCUAUGAAUAUUGUUCUUUUAAAAUCAAUUAAUGCUUUACUGUGAGGUUUUGUCUGCUUGUCUGACCUACUUUUAUAGGUGGUGAUUUAAUCUGAAACUUGAAACAAAUGCGUGUCUAUUGUAAUUACGUUUUGAGAAUGAUUCUGCACCCUUCAGUUGCUGUGUUGUAGCCCACAACAGGCGGCCAUUUUGUGCUCCCAAACAACAAUGUAAUUUUCACCGUUGAUUGGAAAUGAUCAAAGAGCAGAUUACCGAAGGCAGUGGCUAACCUAGUGACAGAAAAUUGCAGCUAACUCCUUGCCUGGAUGUUGUGCUUUGUGAUGUGUGUGGUUCUGCAUGCAGCUUGGAUCAAUGCCAGCCUUAUUAUUGAUUCAGAGUGCGUGGUUUGGAUGGAUGAGGACAAAGUAUUCGGCAGCAAAUGAUACUGAUGUGCUCUUCGCCUUGCAUUUGCAAACUGCCAGCAGGGAAGAUCUCUCCUGGAAAAUGCAUUGUGCACUUUAUCUGUUUUGUUCAAAAAAAACAGAUUCCAGAAUAACGGGGGGCGGGAAUGAUAUGUGUUUUUUAAACUUGCUUUUUAUGUUAGCAAUGAUGGGGGUGGGAGCUGAAUUUUACUGAACUGGCUGAAUCACUCAACAAUCUCUUUAAAAACUAACCUUGAUUUUAUUGAAACUGACAGCACUAUUUUCUGAUGGUGUGUAUUUCAGAUCAACAGUAAUUCCACUAUCCAAACCAAAGAAUGCCAUUAGCCAGAAAAACUAUUGGAUGUGGUUAGAGACAACAUUCUUUUUGAGAAAGCAAUUAAAUAAAUCUUUUUUUUUAUAUGCUUGAGAUAAAAUAAUUUAAUUUUGGCAAUAUCUAUUUUAAUAACUGGGUGAAGUGUAGUGCCUACAAUAUUUAACUAUUCAUGGAAAACUUUUGCACAGAUUGUACUAAAAUCUAGUUUAUUAAUUGUACCCUUUUUGGAUAUUAUAUGCUAAUAUAAAAUUUAAUAGCAUUGCUACUAUUUUACAUAAAUACAGGUAUUAUUUGGUAAUAUAAUUGUUCAAUAGUGCAAUCCUUUAAUCUGAGCUCUGUCCCAAACUGUUGUGACGGGCACCAAAUGCAUAUGGAACUGCCCCGAGGCUUUCCCUUCCAUUCACAUCUACAUGUUCCACCCCCCUCAACCCCAUCUCCACAUUUUUAUGCAGCUAUUUUUCUAUUAUUUCCCGUAUCUAACCUAUCUACAAGCAAAUUUUCUAAAAAAAAAAUAGUGCUUGCCAUUUACAGUGCAAAUCCUUGCAAGAGAUAGAACUUGCAAUAAAAUGGCUGCCAUGGGAAAUGGUCACAUUAAUGCAAAGGUUAUUGCAUUUCUAAGGGUGUGGGCAGAUGGAUUGGAAUAUUAUUAAAGAUUAGCUUUAUUUGUCACGUACGCCGAAGCUUCGAUGUGCGUGAACGACCGACACAGUCUGAAUACGUGCUGAGGUCAGCCCUUGGGGGGGGGGGGGGCGCUAUACUCUGGUGCCAAAAUAGCAUGCCCACCACUUCCUGACCCUAACCCGUUAUGUCUUUGGAAUGUGGAAGCAUGGAGAUGGCGUGCACGCUCCUUGCCAACAGCGGCAGAAUUGUACUGGCUCUGUGGUAGCGUUAUGCUAGCGUUAUGCUAGCUGCUACGCUGCUGUGCACUGUAUUUAAAUACUGUGGUAUGGCUUCAUGCAUCUACCAAUGAAGGACUUACUUUAGCUCCCAGUGGGAGAAGGCAACCUUCCUGCCAAGCAGCUGAAUUUGGAGCAGCAGCGGAAUUUAGCCACCAAGCCUUGUGUGAACACUGCCUUGUUGUUUUCCUGUUUCAGGGUGAGAGGCGGCUGCACCACAGCAAAGUCACAAAAUCAAAUAGCCCGCAGAUCGUGGGUAACCCUUGUGAAGUGGCAGCUGGGAAUGUUACAUGUCUGGAAAGCAACCUGGCUUGGCUGUUCUGAAGGUCUGGCUCCCAGAAGAGGAAGCUCUAGCACGAAUUCCUUGUAGUAACCCUUUUGGUCCUAGAUUCACCAAGGAAAUACUGUAAUUUACACCCUUCAACCAGCUUCCUGAUAAGUUUUGCCUGACUGAGAGCUGACAUGAGAUGCUUUAGUCAGGAGAAGGUUUCAACUUUCAGACUCCCAUAUUCACUGGGAAGCUAGUGGGUGCUAGACUUGCUGUCAAAAUCUGCAGUGUUAUGGGUCGGAGUGGAAUUGCACCAUCCUUUUUAACUGUUUUCCUGCAGAUUAGAGUUUUACAACAGAGCUUUUCAGGAUGGGAUUAGUUAAAGAUCACUUACUUCCUCAACACCAGUGUGGGCAUUACAGUUGGUGUCUUAGAGCUCCUGUGACCCAGUUCUACCCUAACUCUGCGUGCUGUCUGUGUAGAAUCUGCAUGUUCUUCCUGUGGCUGUAUAGGUUUCCUCUCAGCACUCUAGUUUCCUCCCACAGUCCACACGUGCGGCCAUUGUAAUUGCUCCUAGUGUGCAACCAAAUGGUGCAAUCUGAGGGUAGUUGAAGAUAAUAUGGGGAAAAUGAAAUGGGAUUGGCAGAUUAGACUUAAUAGGCUGAAUGGCCUAAUUCUCUUGUGUCUUACGGACUAGUAUAAAUGCACGGGUUCCCAACCUUUUUUUAUGCCACAGACCAAUACCGUUAAGUAAGAGGUCCAUGGACUCAGUUUGCUGAUCGGUUAGGGGCAAAGGACCUGCUUCCAUGCUCUAUAAUUCAAUCAUUAAUUUUGCUCACCUCAGCUCCCACAUGAAAGAUAAAUCCUCAUUAAGGUCAUUAGAUUUUUAUAGCGAACAGAUUUAAGUCUAUUAAUAUCAUUUGGAAACUAAUGGGAAUCACUAAUAUGGAAACAAUUUGGGAAUCAAGAAGAGUUCUGUUUGAAUUUGAAUAUUUUAUUUUAUUUAUUUUACUGAGAUACCUAGUCUAAUUAUGGGACAAUUUAUAAUGACUAAUUAACCUACUAACUUGUAUGUCUUUGGACUGUGGGAGGAAACCCACACGGUCAUGGGGAGAACGUACAAGCUCUUUACAGGCAGAGGUGGGAAUUGAACCUAGGUCUCUGGUACUGUAGAGUGUUGUGCUAACCACUACGCUACCGCCCCAUUAAGUCAUUUGUUCAGGCAUGACUUCUGUAGAUGGAUAAUAACUGCUUUUAGUUGGAUGCAUUUUUUUUUACUUAAAUGAAGAAAAUCUCAAAAUUACAGUAGCAUUUUCCAUUGUUACGCUCACUUUUAAACAGUCAUAUAUACAUCAACUUGAUGAAUCCAUUACAUCAUGACAAAAAUGUACUUUGCCUAAUUGAGCUGAUUGUCAGUCUCAACAAGUGUUCCAGAUUUCUGGUUAUUUAUACACUCAGUUCCAUCAUUCAUGUGGCUGUCUUCUGGUUAUGAUAGCAACAAAUGUUCAGUGUGGUUUUCUCAAUAAGUGUUCUAGUUAGAAUACGGACUGUUGAAUACUUUAAGAUUUUUGUUAACAAACUCAAAAUGUUUUAUUUUGUAUUGAUGUGACAAUCUUCAGCAAAAAAUAUAGGCAGACAGCAUCUAUAGAUGGCAAUAAACAGUCAACGUUUCAGGCCCCGACCCUUCAUCAGGACACUUCAUGAGUUCUAUUGAAGGGUCUCAGCCCACUGUUUAUUCCCAUCUAUAGAUGCUGCCUGACCUGCUGAGCUCCUCCAGCACAAUGUGUGUACUGCUCUAGAUUUCCAGCAUCGACAGUACCUCUUGUGUCACUGAAUUUAUCUAGUUCAUCCACGAAUCUAAAGAAAUCUCUCAAGUUUAGAUUGCUUAAAGCUGUGUUUACAGAUUAUUUGGGGAUAUCAGGUUCAUGCAUUCUUGAGUAUGCAUGUUCAUUGUUCUUAAAUGACAGGUAAAGUUAGCAUUCAAGUGUAAAUUUAGUAAUGUUUUCCAGAAUGUAUCCUAUUAUGUUUCUGUAUGAGUCAAUCUUUUGUAAAACAAGGUCACAAACUAAAUACUGAACUUUUUUUUGACAUUAAGCAAACGUCUUGGCUGUCUUCUGGAAUGGAAUUUAGUAAAGUUGACUGCAAAAUCUGGUUCCAUUGUGACUCUCGCUACAUUCAAAAUUCUCAGACCAAAAAUAUUCCAGAACUAAUACUGCACUUUAUUACCAAUGUUAACAAAAAAAAUGUAGAUAAGGGCUCCAUAACGGGUGUCAAAGUAGUCUUUUGUAUUAACUUUUACAAUCUUUCCAGCUAAUUUUAGUAGCAUAAAUAUGUCAAAAUGUCACAAGAAGAAGAAAGUGGGUAGAGUUUUAAUAUAAGGGAGCUAACUAUAUUAUGAAUUUAGAAAGUUUAACAUUUUCUCAUCCAUGUAAAAUGCAAUUAAUACAGACCAAUUUAAAAACUGAAUUUUCUAUUUAAGUUGUCAGGAGGAAACUGCCACUCGGGGUAAUUUGAAAAGGUCAAGGUUGUUAGCCUGAACUCCCAGUGGCAAGAUCAGCUUAUUGUUUAAUGUAAAUCUCAUCAGUGGCCCCUCUAACAAAGUGGGUAACUGACAUCGGGAAUGUUCGUGAUGCUUGAAAAGCAAAAAUGUCUCAACAGUUGACUGGUUCUGUGUUGUCUGAUAUAACAGGGCUUGUAAAAACAAUGUGAACUGAAUGUUUUAACAGUGAACUCAUCACGUACAGUAUGGACUGCUUCAUAGCUAUGCUCUUGUGGUUCAACCCAUUUGAUAGAAUAUUGUGUUAAUCUGGUGGGAGAGCAAACAAUGCAAUUAUGAUACAUUCUCAUCGUUUGAAAUAUUUUACAUAUUUUCUCCCUCUACUUAGGAUUUGGUAUAUCUGUUACUUUUCUGAAUUGUCUAUAUUGGAAAACAUGCAGAAUAAGUAAUAUGAUGUAACUUGAUCAUUUUAGAUUCUUAAGCAAAAGAAGUGAAAUUACAUAUUGAAGGAUAUUAUUGUAAAAUUUCUUGAUUUAAAAUAAAUC